This is a messenger RNA of Acipenser ruthenus (sterlet), 2029 nucleotides long. It is a transcript of the gene mea1, whose product is annotated as male-enhanced antigen 1. The record is from RefSeq and is a predicted model, not a curated record. The transcript is spliced from 4 exons. Gene Ontology annotation, biological process: spermatogenesis. NCBI's taxonomy places the organism in Eukaryota, Metazoa, Chordata, Actinopteri, Acipenseriformes, Acipenseridae. Bases 157 to 714 code for a protein of 185 amino acids.
GUAGCCCACAAUGCCUUGCAGGGUAUUUCCGGUCAGAUGAUGCCGGAAGUAGAUAGCUGAGAUGUUUUGUGGCAAUACAUUUUUAUAAAGGACGCAAACCUUUAAAACCGUAACUGGAAAAACAACAAUAAAGCAGAUUGUGCCCAGUGCUCGUGGAUGGAAGUGGAGAGAGCCAGAGAGAUGGGUCCUGAGAGAAUCUUCCCAAAUGCAGAGGAGGAGCUGGGGCAUGAACGGCCGCCCGAGGGGGGAGGGGAGUGGAGCGAAGAUGAACUGGAGGAGGAGGUGGGUGUGGAGGUGGAUGAGGAAGAGGGAGCGGCAGGAGGAGGCUACUACUACCAGCCCCUGAACCAGGACCCCGACUCGGGUCAGCACGCUGUCAGCCAGACUGCCCAGCUCGAAGACACAGAGACCCAGGUGCAAGGCAUACAGGAGAGGAUUCAGGCGAUGGGGUUGCACCUCCCCCAGCCUCCUCCUCCAGACAGCGAUGAAGAGGAGGACCCCGAGGAAGCUGUCGCUAAGAGCAGUCGCAGCUCCAUCCCUAUGGACCCCGACCAUGUGGAGCUGGUGAAGAGGACAAUGUCUGCGAUUAAUCUUCCCUCGCUGGGCAUCCCAUCCUGGGCCAGAGAGAUCUCUGACGACCAGUGGAAGGACAUGGUGCAGCAGACAAUCGAAUCCCGGCAACCUGCGUCAGCCUUGAAGCUGGAGAGAAAGUGAGGGCCAGUGUGGGUGCACAGUAAACAGCCAUUCAAAAGGGGUCCUGGGGCAUACUGCAGUUCAUAAUAAGAAAGAAUCUGAUGUCAGAUUCCUGAUUUGGGCCAGCCUCUCUUAUUCUGGUUUUGAAUCACAGUUGUAAUGUGAUGGUGUAUUACAGUGAAACAGAACAAAAGCCAUUGCUGUUUUGUUUUUCGUAUUCCUCUCCUCGUGGUUGUAAAAUGUAUUUUUGAUGUAAAUGUAUGUUUGUCUAGGAUUAAUGUAAUAGCCGAAUCCUAAUUUCUGGCCGCAUCCUUUUCAUAUUCCAGUAAAAGAAUGUAGAUUACACUAUAGCUUCUAAUCAUAACGCCACAGGAUGUUUUUCUUUGUUUAGAAUUCAUUAUUUUAAUGCAUAAAGAGUUAAAAUAACUGAAUGAAUACAAACUAAAAAAUAAGUUUGUAAAAAAGAUUGAUUAUCCAUGCUUCUUGUUUUCAUUGCCUUGUUAUCGGGUGUUGAUUGCACAUCCAAUGGCUUGCAAAUGGACCAUACAUCAUGAAUGUUCAUAGAGUACUGUAGUUAUUUUGUGAAUGAGGAUAGCCAGACAACUGGGACGGGCCCCCAGAGGGGUCAUGUGGGUUAUUUACUCAAUGAACGUUCAUGGUGCAUUCUGCUUAUAUAAGGACAGUGUUUGAAAAGAAAGUAUGUUUAAGUCUGAAUUUCUAAAAUGAGGUCAGGUAAGAAAUAUUCACUCGGGACCGCCGAAUAUGAAAACAUUUUUUGAUGCUGGCUAUCUCCACGCUUGUUCUAAAAAAAGUGAGUGAAACUAUAUAUGGUAACUGAUGUUGGACCAUGCUAACAAAUUCAAUGCUUAAAAAUGGACCUAUUCUAAGCUUUUAACUUCUCACAAUAUUGAAUGGUUCAUUUUUCAAGUAAUGGAUUUUUUUUUAGACAUCUAAAGAUUAUUUGUACGGUGUGUUGUGAAGUUUAAUGGCCAAGGAAUUGCAUUUUCGGUCAGCUUCCCAAUGUUAAUAUGUUCUCUUUGCAAUUUUUAUUUUACAGAUAGUCUCAAUGUAUAGACGUUUUGACCUUGGUUUGUUCUUGGGAGGCAGUGGAAAUCAAUAUUGAUUUCCAUGUUGGUUAUAGUUAAAUUGCUGACUCUUGUGAAGAGAAUUCUUUUUUUUUUUCCCCCAUCAGCUUGGUACAUACCAAUUCAGAAUAACCAAUAUAAAUCAAACUCAUGUAUUUUAUGUGGAAAUAGAAAAUGCUCCACAGAAAUGUGGAAGUCUGUUAACCGGAUCAAUAACACAUACCCAUAAAACAUGUUCUUUUUUAAGCAGA